AAAAAAAAUCUAGUCAAUUUCCCUCCUGAUUGCAGCAGGAUACAUACCAACUUUGGUUCGUUUUGAUUGGUGCUUUUACAUCCAAAAUUCAAGCAUGGGAAAAAGAUCGCUUGGAGAUGCGAUCGAGCCAGCAGAAAGUCUCGUGCGAAAAAAAAGCAAGAAGAACAAGCAUGGCGACAUUCCGCCUGAGUCGGAGACUGCCACAAUCGUUACCGCUGCUCCAUUCAAACUCGCGAAGACUAAGUCUACAACUGAAGCCAAGAGCAAGACAGUAAACAAAGAAAAGCAGUCAGGAACUUCAUUCGUGGACGACGAAGAGAGUCAGAAGAAGGCCAAGGCAGCACGGAAAGAAGCUAAAAGAGCCAAAAAGGCCGCUCUGGCGGCGCAAAACACUCCUCCAUUGAAAAACGACUUGACCGAAAAUGAUACUGCCAAUGAGGACGCAAAGGCCACUCGAAAGGCUGCGCGCAGAGCUGAGAAAGAGCAGGCCAAAACUGAGAAGCUGAACAAAUCCUUGGGCACACCCAAAAGUUCUGGAGAUGUCAACACUGCUGCAUCAAUCCCGUUGAAGUCCUCCACCAAGUCAGCCUUCAGAUAUGUUCAGAACUCAGAGUUAGCAGCUCUGUCCCAAGCAGCAAUCGACAAGUACCUGGCUUCAAACGAAAUUACCAUUACGGAUCCCCUUUCUCAAUCAUCUCUCCGGCCUAUCACCCAAUUCUCAUAUCUGCCAAUUUCUGACAAGAGUCAGCUUGCGCCAUUUGCUUCCUUCGAUUCUCCAACACCUAUACAAGCGGCGGCUUGGCCAUGCCUCCUAUCCGGACGCGAUGUCAUUGGUGUUGCUGAAACAGGGUCCGGGAAGACGUUUGCCUUCGGCGUUCCUUGCAUACAAGCUAUCUUGGCCACUGUCAAAAUGGGCCCAACAGUCAACGGCGUCCGAGCCCUGGUUGUUUCGCCUACACGAGAGCUAGCUUCCCAAAUUCAUGAGCAAAUCACACAGAUCGCAAAACCUGCUGGUCUCCAUGUGGCUUGUAUCUAUGGUGGGGUGCCUAAAGAACCACAAUAUGAGGCUAUGAAGAAAGCGAACAUCGUCGUGGCAACUCCUGGGCGUUUGAACGACCUGAUUAGCGAGGGCGUAGUAGACCUCGGUCAAGUCCAAUAUAUGGUACUAGAUGAAGCUGACCGCAUGCUCGAGAAAGGAUUCGAGGAGGAAAUCAAGAAAAUCAUUGGCCAAACCUUACCUGUUGGGAGACAGACUCUUAUGUUUACUGCAACAUGGCCGCCGUCUGUCAGGGAUCUGGCUAUGACUUUUAUGAACAAUCCCAUCAAGAUCUCCAUCGGAGAUAACCCCACUGGGGAGCUCCGCGCCAAUACACGUAUCAUCCAGCAGGUCGAAGUAGUCGAACCGUAUGUAAAGAACACGCGCUUGAUGGAGCUUCUCAAACAGCAUCAGUCUGGCAGGAAGAAAGAUGACCGGAUUCUUGUGUUUUGUUUGUAUAAGAAGGAGGCCACGCGUGUUGAAGGAUUCAUCAAGUCGAAGGGCUUCCGGGUGGCUGGUAUACAUGGGGAUCUAAGCCAGGCACAGCGGACAGCUAGUCUAGACUCUUUUAAGAAAGGCAGCGUCCCGAUAUUGGUGGCGACUGAUGUAGCUGCUAGAGGUCUCGAUAUACCCGCGGUCAAGGUGGUCAUCAAUGUGACGUUCCCCCUUACAGCAGAGGACUAUGUGCACAGGAUUGGCCGCACCGGAAGAGCAGGUCAGGAUGGGCUCGCCGUUACGCUGUUCACUGAGCAUGACAAGGGCUUGUCUGGAGCGCUAAUCAACGUACUCAAGGCGGCUAAUCAACCAGUUCCAGAGGAGCUGCUCAAAUUCGGCGGAACUGUCAAAAAGAAAGGGCAUGAAGCUUAUGGUGCUUUCUACAAGGAUACGGGUGACAUGAAAAAGGCCACUAAGAUCACUUUUGAUUGAGUCUGUUAUACUUUGCUAGAAAGCAUAUCUAAUAUCAAAUAAACUGUUUGGAAUGAAUGGUAAACAUCUGGGAUGGCUGCGUUGAGCAUUGAUCAUGGAUUGACAGGCCUAUACUGUACUGAUCGUAUUACUUAUGACUUUGAUACCACGUACGUUUCCUUGGACUCUGGUCUGAAC
Messenger RNA from Pseudovirgaria hyperparasitica, 2140 nucleotides. Its product is annotated as DEAD-domain-containing protein. Gene Ontology annotation, cellular component: nucleolus. The record is from RefSeq and is a predicted model, not a curated record. The transcript is spliced from 2 exons. Lineage: Eukaryota; Fungi; Ascomycota; Dothideomycetes; Acrospermales; Acrospermaceae. Bases 95 to 1963 code for a protein of 622 amino acids. Gene Ontology annotation, biological process: rRNA processing. Gene Ontology annotation, molecular function: ATP binding; RNA binding; RNA helicase activity.